CCGCCAUGCCGCCCGCCCGCCCCGACUACCUGGCGCCGUGGUGGGUGUCCUGGCUGCACGGGCUCCCGCACCGCGGCCUGCGCCUGCAGCCCCUGCCCGCCGCCUUCCGACCGCGGGACCCCGACUACCAGCAGUCGCUGCUUUUCUUGGGCUUGGUGGCCGCCGUUUGCCUCGGCCUCAACCUCCUCUUCCUCACCAUCUACUUGAUUUGCUUGUGCUGCUGCAAGAGAGACCAGGAGCCCGACACCAAGCAGCCCCACUCCUGCUGCAUCACCUGGAUGGCCGUCACCGCCGGGCUCGUCUGCUGCAUGGCCAUCGGUGUCGGCUUCUACGGGAACAGCGAGACCAACGACGGGGUGUUCCAGCUGCUCUACGCCCUGGACCACGCCAACCACACUCUGACGGGCAUUGACUCACUGGUGGCGGGCACCACGCUGCAGAUGCAGAUGGGUCUGGAGCAGCACAUGGCAAGGCUGAACGAGGUGCUGGCCACGAGAGGGGAUUACCUGCAGACCCUCAAGUUCAUGCAGCAGUUGGCCGGCAGCAUCGUCCUGCAGCUGUCGGGGCUGCCGGCGUGGCAGGGCCCCAGCGCCGACCUCACCGCGCUGGCUGCGCGCGUCGCCUACGUCGAGUAUUACCGGUGGUUGGCUUAUCUGCUCUUCUUCAUCCUCAUCCUCACCGUCUGCCUCCUGGCCUGCCUGGGGCUGGCCAAGCGCUCCCGCUGCCUCCUCACCACGAUGCUGUGCUGUGGGCUGCUGACCCUCAUCCUCAGCUGGGCCUCCGUGGCUGUGGACAUGGCGGCAGCGGUGGGCACCAGCGACUUCUGUGUGGCCCCAGACAAGUUCAUCAUGAACCAGACAGAGAGUGAUGUCAGUGCAGAGGUGGUUCACUAUUACCUGUACUGUGAGCAGAGCCUGAGCAACCCCUUCCAGCAGGCUCUCACCGUGUUCCAGCGCUCACUCACCACCAUGCAGAUGCAGAUCCAGGGCCUCAUACAGUUUGCACUGCCCCUCUUCCCCACAGCUGAGAAAGACUUGCUGGGGGUCCAGCAGCUCCUCAACUCCUCAGAGACCAGCCUGCACCAGCUCAUGGCCAUGCUGGACUGCCGGGGGCUGCACAAGGACUACCUGGACGCCCUCAUCGGCAUCUGCUACGACGGGGUGGAGGGUUUGCUCUACCUGAUCCUCUUCUCCUUGCUGGUGGCUGCCUCUUUCUCCACCAUCAUCUGUGCCACACCACGUGCCUGGAAGCACUUCGCUGGCAGGGACCGGGACUAUGAUGACAUGGAUGAGGAGGAUCCCUUCAACCCUCAGGCGCGUCGCAUCGCCGCCCACAACCCGUCCCGGGGGCAGCUCCGCAGCUUCUGCAGCUACAGCAGCAGCCUGGGCAGCCAGAGCAGCCUGCACCCCCCGGCACAGACCAUCUCCAACGCCCCCGUCUCCGAGUACAUGAACCAGGCCGUGCUCUUUGGGGGGAACCCACGCUACGAGAACGUGCCGCUGAUCGGCAGAGGCUCUCCUCCCCCUACGUACUCCCCGAGCAUGCGAGCCACCUACCUCUCGGUCACGGAUGAGCACGUCAGGCCCCACAGCAGCGAGUUCCCGGCAUAACCAGCGGCUCCGGGGGGAGGAAACGUCACCGGCGUCUGUGUGAUGGCAACCAAAGACUCCUGGCCAAGCCACAACGAGCCCCACAGCCCCUCCUCAGCUUCUGCUCCGUCUCCAGUCUUCCUGCCUCAGGGCUGACCGUGCUCCCGGGGCCGGGCAGCGUCGUGGCCGUGGCCUCGCCGGGCGGCAUCGCCGGGGAUCCUCCACAGCCCCCAGCGGCUCCUCCUCCCACCCCGCUGCACCAGCUCGGGGAUGUUUGACACCAGGGAAAGAGCCUGGUGCAGCUGCCUCUGCCUGGGGCCAGCAGCAGCUCCUUGGCUCCCGUAGCAAUGCAGUACCAACCACUAGUGAUCCCAGCCCCUUCCCCGUGCCCGCCGGCAGCUUUGCCCCCCGCCCCCUGCUCCUGCUGGGCACGGCCAGAGCUGGCUCCCCGUGCCCCCCUCGCUGGAGCUGCCCCUGCCCCCGAGGCUGUAGCAUUAGGGAUGGUUUGGCCCCUCUGGUUUUGCUUCCCUUCUGGGUUUGAUGAGUUCCCGGCAGGGCAGAGGCGCAGUUGGGCUCGCUGCCUCUGUUCUGCCAUGGGCUCACUGCAGUGCAUGUUGGUAGCAGGGUUUGGGCUGGUUUGUAGGCUCUCUUUUGGCAGUUUGACUCCCCAGGGCGGGCAGGGCAGGGCUGGGGCAAGCUCCCCUUCUUCUGCAGGAUGGCCCUGGGGUCACUGUGAGUUCCCUGGGAGAGUGUUAGGGACUACUCAGGCAGCCCUGGGGCAGGAUGCGGCCCUGGGGAUGGGAAGGCAUGGUCCUGCAACCUCUGGCAUUGCCAGGGCUUUGGGCAGAGCAGCUCUGAGAGGUGAGGAGCUGAGGGAACCAGCCUGAGCUGAACAGGAUCCUUUGUGGCUGCCAGUUUCUGCACAGGCUGCCCCAGGUACCUUGGGAGGAUAUGAGCAAAGGCCCCUUCCCCACAGCACCCCUCACUCACCAUGGGCAGGCAGAGCCCCCCACUCCAUCCCAUGGCCCCAGAUCUCCCAGCCCAAAGGCUGCAGACAGAGUGCUGGGUGUUUUCCCACCCCUCACCCUUCUGGUCCCUCUUCCCCCCCAGUCCAAGUUCAGCUCAUAACCACGUUUAGCACUGCAGCUCUGGCUUUGCUGGGGCUGGAUUGCCUCCAGGGCUCUUCCUCGCUGCAAAGGCUGUGCCCAAGCCAUGGGAUCCCAGGCAAAGCCUUUCCCUGUCUGCUGGCAAUUAGCAGCCCCCUCUGUGCUGCUGCUGGGGGUGAUUCCCCCAGCUCCCUGCUUUGGCUAACAGUGCUGCAGCCAGGGUGGCCACCCUGGCCCCUCAGGUGAGCCAGGGGGGAUCUUACUGAUAGCAGUGACUCACUGUGUCUUUUACAGAUAACCUGUGCAUCCCCUGGGGCCCUCACAGUCUGUGUGUGGUACCUGGGACUGGCAGGACUGCCAGGGAGGGUUUAUUAAUUCUUUUUCUCAGCUUUUAAUGUUCCAGUGUAACAGUACCGGUAGAAGAGUUGUUUUUAAAAGCAUGUGAACUAACCUCAUUAGGACUCCAUCGAGGAGCUGGAGCCCAGCCUCGUUUGUAUGGCCCUCUGGGGCAAAAAAAAAGACAAUAAACCCUUGUACUAAACUUA
Colius striatus (speckled mousebird) is the source of this 3240-nucleotide messenger RNA. RefSeq names its product tweety family member 2 (gene TTYH2). Gene Ontology annotation, cellular component: plasma membrane. Gene Ontology annotation, molecular function: intracellularly calcium-gated chloride channel activity; volume-sensitive chloride channel activity. Bases 6 to 1610 code for a protein of 534 amino acids. The record is from RefSeq and is a predicted model, not a curated record. Lineage: Eukaryota; Metazoa; Chordata; Aves; Coliiformes; Coliidae. The transcript has 14 exons.